Aspergillus versicolor CBS 583.65 is the source of this 1538-nucleotide messenger RNA. RefSeq names its product putative secretory lipase. Lineage: Eukaryota; Fungi; Ascomycota; Eurotiomycetes; Eurotiales; Aspergillaceae. Gene Ontology annotation, molecular function: triacylglycerol lipase activity. The record is from RefSeq and is a predicted model, not a curated record. Gene Ontology annotation, biological process: lipid catabolic process. The coding region runs from base 133 to 1512 and encodes 459 amino acids. The transcript has a single exon.
AUGCAUUCCGGUGAAAUUUCUGCUGCACAGCUGACUUUCUGGUCUGCAUUCUCACUUCUAAGGUUAAAUAUCUUCCUCCUUCCUCUUUAGCCUCGUCCUCUCCUACCACCCCAGGUCAACAUCAAUGCUAUCAUGGCUUUGAUACUGGUACUCCUCAAGCUGGCGCUCUUUGCAGCUACUAUCAGAGCCGUCGACUUCCCCUCUACAUGUGACGAUGACUGCAGAGCCACCUACGACCAGGCCUUCGCCCUCGACGCUGGCCUGUGGGAGAACCCCGACCUCUCCAGCCACCCUCUCUAUUCAACCUCCGAGAACCUUGACGACUACUCUAUCGGUUCCCUUAUAAAAUGGCAAGACGAGCCUGCUAGCACUGCUUCCGAAUCAUUCUGGGUUCCGUCCGGUCUGUCAUUCUCGCGCUUCUCCUAUGUCAGCCAGGACAUCAAUGGCGCCUUACUUCCAGCCUCCGCAUUCGUUCUCACCCCCUACCAUAAUCCCCUGGGCACCGAUAAGCCUUUCCCUGUCGUCGUCUGGGCGCACGGCACCGCCGGCUACACACCCCAGUGCGCGCCCUCCAACGACAGACGCCUUCAAUACCAAUGGCAAGGGCCCUUCGCACUCGCGCAGCAGGGCUACGUCGUCAUCGCCCCCGACUAUGCGGGUCUGGGCACCACCAUCCCCAACGGCUUCAUGUACAAUGCCGGAAUAGCCCACGCCAACGACGUCAGCCUGGCCGUCAAUGCUGCACGCGCGCACCUCAGUGACCAAAUCUCAGACGAGUGGGUCGUCGUCGGCCACAGCGAAGGAGGCCUCACAGCCUGGCGAACCGCGCAGCGCGAAGUCGAUCACAAGCGCGCUGUUGGCGGGUUCAUCGGCGCCGUCGCAAUCUCUCCAGCCAUGGAAGUCAUGUCCUUAGUGCCCUGGGUGAUUGAAAAGGCCAAAGGCGGACCGCUUCAAGAGGUCUUCAUUCCGUACAUGCUUCGGUCUAUUGCGCGUCUGUUUCCGUCGUUCGAUCUCGCCAAGUACGCCACCAAAAGGCUCAUUGAGAUUUCGGAGCUCUCGAUGGAUGGGUGUCUGAACGUCGCCAUCCCGCUGCUCUGGAAUAUGACACUCGCCGAUAUGUACCUCAACGAAGCCAAUUUUACUUCUGCCCCUGAGGUACAACAGUGGCAGCGGCAGUAUCAUGGCAAUGGCUCCCAUGAGCUCGGCGGUCCACUGCUCGUGCUCCAUGGCGAGACGGACUUUAUCCUCCCUCAUUCGCAUAUUGAGAAGAUCUUCGACGAGCAGUGUGAUGCUUUCCCCGAGUCUGCUGCUCAGUAUAGACUUCUCCCUGGGCUUGACCAUGACGGCGUCGUCCAGGCUUCCCACGCAGUCUAUUUCCCAUGGAUUGCGGAUCGGUUUAACGGGAGGGAACUGGAGGCUGGAUGUACUAAGGAUAAGAUUAGACCUGCUACUCAGCGGUUUUCUACUGUCGAACAGGUCUGGAUAUCUGGAGGGCAGCUGUAUGUUGAGUGACGACGAAUUGUGGACCUAGAAGUUGG